Molecule: messenger RNA, 882 nt
Organism: Rubroshorea leprosula
Lineage: Eukaryota; Viridiplantae; Streptophyta; Magnoliopsida; Malvales; Dipterocarpaceae
Source: the annotation of a GenBank genome assembly
AGUUUUGAUCGUGUGGUGGAUGGGUGUGAUGGUGUUUUUCACACAGCUUCCCCCGUGUUUUUGGAUUCUCCUGAUUACCAGGCGGAAUUAAUCGAUGCAGCGGUGAAGGGAACACUUAAUGUUCUCUAGUCAUGUGCAAAAGUUGCGUCAAUUAAGAGAGUAGUUUUGACAUCUUCAAUGGCUGCAGUUGUACACAAUGGAAAACCUCGCACUCCGGAUGUGGUAGUUGAUGAGACUUGGUUUUCUGAUCCAGAUUUCUGUGAGAAAUCUAAGCGUUGGUAUGUCCUUUCGAAGACAUUAGCUGAGGAGGCUGCUUGGAAGUUUGCAAAGGAGAACAGGCUUGAUUUGGUUACAAUAAAUCCAGGAUUUGUGAUUGGUCCUAUUCUACAGCCAACCCUUAAUUCUACUGUGGAACUCAUCUUGAACAUCGUCACUGGACGGGAACUCCCAUCACAUGGUGUAUUUGUGGAUGUUCGAGAUGUUGCGCAUGCUCAUAUUCAAGCAUUUGAGAUUCCUUCGGCUACUGGCAGAUACUGUAUGGUUGAAAGCACCGUAGAUGUUACUGAGUUGUGGAAGAUCUUGCAUCAACUUUUCCCUAUGUUCCACCUCAAUGAAAAAUUUGAGGAUAAGCCUAUUCAGAAACAGUACCAAGUAUCCAAAGAGAAAAUUAAGAGCUUGGGUGUCAACUUCAUUCCUUUGGAGGUGAGUCUCAAGGACACUGUUGAAUACUUGAAGGAAAAGGGUUUCAUUACCUUUUGAAUCUCAACUAUUGACUUUACUGUUAUCAACUCUCCUUUUUCCCCCUUCAUUCAGUUUUUAUUAAUUUUUCUUAGUUUUUCAAUAAAAAUCAUGUGGCUGUACCAAGAAAAUAGAUAUUAUUCU